Ordospora colligata OC4 is the source of this 1014-nucleotide messenger RNA. RefSeq lists its product as uncharacterized. Gene Ontology annotation, biological process: signal transduction. The transcript has a single exon. Bases 1 to 1014 code for a protein of 337 amino acids. The record is from RefSeq and is a predicted model, not a curated record. NCBI's taxonomy places the organism in Eukaryota, Fungi, Microsporidia, Ordosporidae. Gene Ontology annotation, molecular function: 3',5'-cyclic-nucleotide phosphodiesterase activity.
AUGUAUGUGAUUGAUGAAGAAGUAGGAAGUGUAUGCGAUGUGGCGGCAGAAAUAGUUUUGAACAGAGCAGAUGUAGUUAAACAUCAGAUGAGCAAAUCAAAUACCAUUGAUGAGUUUUCACAUUAUUUGUUUCAUGCAGAUAAGGUAACUUUAAGUACGGGGAUAAUGCUCGGAAGGAAGAUGAUAAUGAGUGAUAGGCGGGUUAGUAUUGAAGAGAAAGUGCUCGAUGAGUUUUUUGGAUCAGCAUUGCUGUACUCGCUGCCACAAAUGUAUCACAAUAUUGACCACCUGGUUAACACAUUGUGUUUUGGAGGGUUUAUGUUAAGGGAGAUUGAGAAGAGAGAUGAAACAUGCAUAUGGCAAAGAACUUGUUUUAUGAUAUCUUUGUGCCUGCAUGAUAUUGGACAUCCUGGAGAGCCAAGUAGGAAUGGGAUUGGGAUGCUCUGCAAUGCAUACGGAUGUGGAGAAGAGACAAUGUCAUUUGAGGAGAUUCAUGCAACAAUUAGCAACAGGGUGGUUAAUGAAUACAAGAAGGAGCUAUUUGGAGAGAUGAAAGGAGCAGAUACUGAUGAGUGUGUUAAGCUUGUGCGAAGGCUAAUAUUUGCAACUGAUCUGAGAAUGAAUAAGGAAGUGAUUGAUGAGUUUGAUCUGAAGUAUAUUGUCAAUGGAGAAGAAGGAAGGAUCAGGAAUGGCAAGAGAAGAGAGGUGGGAGAGAUAGAGCUUAAGAUGAUCAUGAAGCUAGCAGACCUGAGCGCAUGCUAUAAAGACUAUGUGAUUUUUGAUAAGAACUCUGAGUUAUUUUGGUCUGAGGUAUGGGAUGUGGAACGAUAUUCAAGAGGAGUGAACGAGAUACAUGAAGAUAUAAACCUGUUGGAGAAGAUAUCGAUCCCUCUGAUUGAUUCGUUUUCUAUGGUGUUUGAGGAGUUUAGGAUGCUGUGCUAUAGAGCAAGGCAGAAUCUAGAAAAACAUAAGAAAUAUUAUGAUGGUUUGAAGGUAAGCAUGGAAAUGUUUUAA